Messenger RNA from Symbiodinium natans, 2331 nucleotides. NCBI's taxonomy places the organism in Eukaryota, Dinophyceae, Suessiales, Symbiodiniaceae. The record is from the annotation of a GenBank genome assembly.
AUGAAGCAAUAUCAGCUGCUGCUCAGCCUGAGCCUUUUCUUCAGGCAGGCAGCAGCUGCCAAGGUUCGGACCUUCACACCGAAUCACGACGAGAUCAAAAACGACCCCAAGCGACUGUUUACCACCAUUCCAGAUGGCGCCUGCAUCGGGAAGCCAUUCACGGAGUACCCGGAGCAGGGCUGCAACGGGUGGAAAGAUCUCACGCAAGAGCAGUGUCAGCAGAAGUGUGCCGACCAUUGGGCGCCCGAUGCUUGCGUCGAGGAGCGCUGCCAUGCAGCGGUCUACUACCCCGCCAGCGGCCUGUGCCAUCUCUACAUGGCGCCGGAGUGUGUAGAUCUGAUCCCGGCAAAGGGUGCUGUCACUCUGCUUGACGAGAGCGAGAUCAAGAAGUUCCGCAAGGAGGAGACGCAGGAGUCCGAGGUCGAAGCAGAGGAGGCUGCAGCGGAGCAAACUCAUCCCAACCCAUACAAGGAGCUUGGGACCGCGCUGCCCACUUGUCUCGUGAACCUCUCGAAUUACUCGGGCCUCGUCAGCGACGGAGACAAGGCAGCGAACGUGAGCCACAAGUUUGGCGAGAUCAACUCGGAUCUGGAGCUACUUUUUGACAAGGUGAAAGGGUUCUACUUGGUGCUGCAUGAGCUGAUGAAUGCAGAUGACGGCCCGAAGUUUUGCCCUUUCCGUUCAGAGCGCUCCAUUAAGCGGUGCAUCUCGAUCGCGACCUGCCUCUUGCAGGGGGCGGUUGGCAAAGAUGUGCCAAUGUCUGCCUACGCAUCCAUGAUGGAGCAGGUGACUCGCUUCGACGACAUCACCUGGCCUACGCUCAUGGCCAAGCUGGGGCAGGAAGACAAGAAUCAUACCGUGAUAGGUGAGGACGAAAUGCCACAAGAGUACCGCUGCGAUGAUGUGGAAGUGGUCAACCCAGCUGCGAAUGUUCGCAAGACAACGCUCCUUCAGAUGGAGGUACACCAUGCUCAGGGCUCCGGUACCGAAGCACUUUUGGCUACGUCUGCUGCUUUUCGGCAGGCCGCAGCUGAAACGCACCGCAUCCUGGACUCCCAUGGCCUGAAUACUUCCAUGGAGCUCACCGCACAUCACCUCCAUCAGGCAUGGCAUCCAGUGUGUCGGCAGCUGGACUGCGACGCCUCCAACAUGCAUGAUAUCUUCGUAGCUUCCCACAAGCAGACGAUGGCCCUCUUCCAAACGAACGCAGUGGCGCACAUGCAGCAUGAGAUCCGACACCGCGUGAAGAUGGACCAAAGGGUGCAGCGUUUCAUUGCCGAGCACGGGCAUGGAGGUCAGGUCUCUUUCUUCCGGCCCAGCCAGACAUCCUCGGAACAUGCUGCUAGGGUCUACGGUGAGAAGGGCCGGGAUGGUGUCAUUUCCGUCGUGCUGCCGACACUGGCACAUCUAGUUGAUCAUGACGAGAGCCGAGCGCUACGCCUCAUCGACAUGGUGGAGUUUGAGAAGUUCCGCCAGCAGGAAUACGAGGUUGAGGGGGAACAGGAGGACGAUAUGGAUACCGAUGAAGGCUCGCUUCAGGAGGAGCCGGAGGCGCUCCUUGAAGAGAAUGAGGAGGACGAGAAAGAGGAGCACCAGGAGGACGAAGACGAAGAAGAGCCAGGUGAUAGCGAGCUGGCCCCGGAAGAUGAGGAGGACGAGGAGCCCGAGAGCAUGCGCCGCAAUUCCACCAAGCUCGCCUUGAUGCAGACGUCUGGUGAGCUUCAGGAAGCUGAGAUGGAAGGAGAAGUGGAGCAGAGUGGCUGGGGCCGACGGCGACGGCGCAGGAGGCGCCGCAGACGCAGACGCCGCAGAAGGCGUUGGCUUCGUCGACGCAGACGUCGCUGGUUCAGGAAGGUCUGGAAUGCUGUGAAAAGUGCUGUUGUGAAAUGGGCGAAGAAGUUCUUUGAAUGCUUCGGCCAGUACUCCAGCUGGGACGCUGUGGGCUACACCAAAUCCUUUGGCGGCAACGUCGGUCUGAGUCUUGGCUUCUCCGCCGGACACAGCGGCAGCAUAUCGGACCUGAUCAAGGGCCAUCUGUUCACCGGUGGCUGGGUCAGCAUCUCCUUCGGCAUGAGUGUUGGCACUGCUGGUGAAUGGUGGUGGGGCGGUGUCGGCGUCAGCGGCAGUGUUUCUUGCAGCACAGGGGCAACCUGCCGGUUGGGCGUGUCCGUGGGCGCGAUUGGCUGCGGUUGGUGGGAUGUCGGCAUCAACCCGGUGUGCCCAUUCGAUCUCUCGAAUUUGGGCGUGAAGUGCCAGCAGUCCAAGGGUGGCACCUUCUUGGUCACCUGCUGUGGCGUGGACUUGGUGACCGGCAAGAAUGACUGCAGAUGA